Messenger RNA from Carya illinoinensis, 1127 nucleotides. RefSeq lists its product as uncharacterized. The transcript has a single exon. The record is from RefSeq and is a predicted model, not a curated record. The coding region runs from base 577 to 852 and encodes 91 amino acids. NCBI's taxonomy places the organism in Eukaryota, Viridiplantae, Streptophyta, Magnoliopsida, Fagales, Juglandaceae.
CAAAAGCUAAAUUUCAGAAAAACGACCAUGCCUAUUUUGUGAAGAAACCAAAACGCCGCGUGCAAGCUUUCUGUAAGAGAUAUUUCCUGCGUGGGGGGACCUUGAAAGAGGCCAUCAAAGCUCAGCCGCGCGCUCAGCCUAUCCCUACAGCAUUCGGCCAAAAAAUUGAUUGAUCGGGAUAAGAGGGUUCCUUUUGUCAUUCUAUAGUAUUGUCUUUGACCCUGGAAAAGAUUUUCCUUUGUUUUUCUUUUCCAUUUCCCUUUGGGCCCAUUAAGCCAUGACUGUGGAGAGCGACCUGUUUCCAAAUGAUCUCAUCCACAUCGAGACGACCUUUUCUACGUUUGGUUAUCUGGAGGCGAAAUUGUCGAAUCUUGAUCGCUUCAUGCAUGUCUCCCGGGCGGAGCCACGGGGAGUACGUAAUUGAUAAUGAACUGACACGUUAUGUCAAACGUGGAGAAGUUAGGAUCAGUAUAAGAAACCUCACACGAAGAACUGAUCAAAGCCAACCAUUUAGAGAAUAGACAUAGCUAGCGGAAGUUCACAAAUCGAAACAGAUCGAGAACAAAGAAAAGGAUAAUGGAGAAGCAGCAGGAGAAGAGGGAGAGAAAACCAGAGAAUGAAGAGAAGGGAAAGUUAGAAGGGCUUCCUCGGGAGGAAAGCCCCUACGUGAAGUACAAUGACCUGGAAGAUUACAAGCGUCAAGGCUAUGGUACGGAAGGCCAUCUCCAGCCCAAGCCUGGUCGCGGCGCUGGGUCCACCGAUGCCCCUACUCCCUCUGGUGGCGCCGCUGUCUCCUCCCAGGCGCCUGACGCUGCUGACACUCGUGCCAUGAACCGCCAAGGGGUCCCCUAACUUAAAUAUUUGUGAAAUACGCGUUUAAGAGUGAUGUGGAAGUUGUUUGGAAAAGAAAACGUUUGUAUACUUUUAGAAAAUAAUGUUUGUAAUUGAAGUGUAGUGGCGACCCUUAAAAAAAGAGUUUGUCAUGGGGCGACUUAUUUCGAGGUGACAAAAGCUUUUGGUUACGGCCCCCCAAAAAAAAAAAAAACAAAAAACAGCAACGUUUAACAUUUUCUUGUUUACCCACACAGCCAUAAUAUUUAUUCUUUCAAAAUUUUCGUUCUCUCUUC